AUGUGUAGCUUAGAGAAGAAAGGAAACAUCUUCAUCCUAACCCUAACCGGCGACGGCGAGCACCGUCUCAACCCCACACUCCUCAAUUCCAUCAAAUCCACCCUCCACCGCGUCCGUCAACAAGCAACCGCUUCCUCCGCUCUCAUCACAACCGCCCAUGGAAAAUUCUUCUCCAACGGCUACGACAUCGACUGGGCCCAAUCCUUCCCCGAUCGCCUAAUCCUCGUCGACGAUCUACUCCGCUCCGUCGUCUCCGAUCUUAUCUCCCUCCCUAUGCCAACCAUCGCCGCCGUCACCGGUCACGCUUCCGCCGCAGGCUACAUCCUCGCACUCGUUCAUGACUACGUUUUGAUGCGAUCUGACCGAGGCUUUCUCUACAUGAGCGAGCUUGAUAUCAAACGAGUUAUUCCGUUAUGGUUUGUGGCUGUCGUUGAGGGUAAAGUUGGUGACGCAGCGGCUCGCCGGAGGAUCGUGAUGCAGGCGAGGAAGGUUACGGCUAAGGAGGCGGUGAGGUUGGGGAUUGUUGACUCGGCGCAUGAUAGUGCUGAGGAGACGGUUAAGGCUGCGGUUGGUUUGGGUGAUGAUUUGGUGAAACGUGGAUGGGAUGGACACGUGUAUGCUGAGAAUCGGAAGAGUUUUUUGGUUCAUGUGAUUCGGGCACUUGAAGAUACAAGUGAGAGAAACGUUGGAUCGAAGCUUUAG
Messenger RNA from Vicia faba (fava bean), 702 nucleotides. The record is from the annotation of a GenBank genome assembly. Lineage: Eukaryota; Viridiplantae; Streptophyta; Magnoliopsida; Fabales; Fabaceae.